AACCCGUUAUCAGCCCAAAAUAACUAUUUCCCGGUUUAAAUUUAAAUGAGUGAUUCUAAAACGACGACAAGUAAACGUAUUCAAUGCAAUGCAAUGUUUUAUCUUGGGCUGGGCUUAUCAGAGAAUUCUCCGAUAGGCAAAAUUAUGUUAAGUCCACAGCGUGUUGUCAUUUAAUGUACUGUGAAGAAUCUCGCGGAGAUGAUUUAUGUAUUUAUUGGUGGGCUUGCUUCUUUGCUAAUCUUGACGUUAUUUGUCGAGAUAGCUUAGACAGAGCUGAGAUUGCUGCAGAUUUCUCUCUCGUCCAUCAGUCUGUGAUGCUAUUUUGAUCUGCCAACAUGGGAAAGUACAAGAAAGUGACUCCAGAAGGAGGAUGGGGAUAUAUUGUUGGGUUGGGUUUGGCGAUAUCCCUUAUGUGCGCAUUGGGAACCCUUCCUUCCUUUGGGCUCAUGUUUGGGGAUUUCCUGACGAGCUUGGGAGAGGAGACAAGUGCAAUAGCCUUGAUUACGAGUUGCUUCUUCAGCUCCUUCAGCAUUGCUGGACUCUUCACCAAUACCCUGUUCAAGAAGUACACUGUGAGGAAGAUCGCCCUGGCCGGGGCAUUUCUCUAUGUUGCCGGCAGUUUUAUGGUGAUCUUUGUGACUUCAGUCACUCAACUUCUCGUCUCGUUCUCAGUGGUUCAAGGAAUCGGCUUCGGUCUGAUCAUCCCGUCAGCCUAUACAACGUUUAAUCUCUAUUUUGAAGAGAAACGCGUCUUUAUGAUGAGCAUUGCUCAAACACUCAUUGGAUUGGGAUCAAUGAUCUAUCCGAUCCUGAUUCAGUGGUUGAUGGAUAAUUAUGGCUUCCGGGGAUGCAUGGCCAUCAUGGCUGCACUCAAUGGUCAUGCGAUCGUUGGGAUGUUGGUGAUGCAUCCUGUAGAGUGGCAUAUGAAGAAAGUAAAAGUAGAGGACGAUGAUCCUGAAAAUGUUCCUGAAGAGAAGAUUACAAAGAAGACUGAAAGUGAAGAAGAUAGGGCCACUGUUGAGAAGCUCCUACCUAAGCAUCCUGUCCAAGCGAUCAAGGCGCAAGAGGAGAGGAUCAAGUCCCGAAGAGCCUCGAGUAUUUCGAGUUUAGGAAACUGGGCAGGACCAAUUGUGAUCAGUGAUGCAUCGGAGAGGGACAAGAAACCAGCUGGAAAGUGGCAGGUUCUUGUUGACUUUCUCGAUCUCACGCUUCUUAACGAUCUCGUGUAUGUCAACAUCGUCUUGGGAAUCUCUUUCGCUCUGUUCUCAGAUAAUACCUUCUUUGCCGUCCUGCCCAUGUACUUGCUAAGUCUGAACUUCUCUAAGCAGGACACGGCCAAGAUCAUUGCAAUUGGAGCUGCUGCUGACUUGGCUUCAAGAACUUUCCUAGCACUCGCUAGUACUUGCAUUAAGGUGAAGUCGCGAUAUGUUUACCUGGCGGGAGCAGCUUUUACCGUUGCCGCGCGAUUUGCUCAUCUCUGCGUGUUCGACUUCAAUGGGAUGGCUUUUAUCAUUGGGAUUAUGGGAUUUCUCAGGACGUGGAUUCAUGUGCCACUUCCGUUGGUAUUUGCUGAAUAUCUUCCACAAGAAAGGUUUCCUUCAGGCUACGGUCUCUUUAUGGCCAUUUCCGGAAACAUAGGCUUCAUAGUUGGGCCCAUCAGUGGUUACAUUCGUGAUGCAACACAGAGCUACCCGAUCUUCUUCCACAGCCUCAACUUGUGCAUGGCUCUCUGUGCCGUUCCCUGGAUCCUCGAGGUCCUCUAUGUCAGAUACUGGCGACCUCGAGACCCCACCGUACCUAAGGUUACAGUGAUUGAGAUGCAGGAACAGCCGGCCAAUGGCAACUAAAGACUGGAAGUCAUUUUGGCCACUCUGGGCACUGAAUUGCAUGUUUAUUUAAAAAUUAAUAUUCAUUACAGAAA
Messenger RNA from Phlebotomus papatasi, 1921 nucleotides. Its product is annotated as monocarboxylate transporter 9. NCBI's taxonomy places the organism in Eukaryota, Metazoa, Arthropoda, Insecta, Diptera, Psychodidae. Gene Ontology annotation, biological process: monocarboxylic acid transport; transmembrane transport. The record is from RefSeq and is a predicted model, not a curated record. The coding region runs from base 336 to 1847 and encodes 503 amino acids. Gene Ontology annotation, molecular function: monocarboxylic acid transmembrane transporter activity. The transcript has 5 exons.